Molecule: messenger RNA, 1869 nt
Organism: Musa acuminata subsp. malaccensis (wild Malaysian banana)
Lineage: Eukaryota; Viridiplantae; Streptophyta; Magnoliopsida; Zingiberales; Musaceae
Product: transcription factor bHLH112
Biological process (GO): regulation of transcription by RNA polymerase II
Cellular component (GO): nucleus
Molecular function (GO): RNA polymerase II cis-regulatory region sequence-specific DNA binding; protein dimerization activity; DNA-binding transcription factor activity, RNA polymerase II-specific
Source: RefSeq, a predicted model, not a curated record
UUUGUGCUUUCCGUCAACCGAAACCCUAAGGAGCCGUACCAUAGACAAAUAGAGAGAGAGAGAGAUGGCAGAAGAUUUCCACACAGGGAUAUGCAGCGAAGGUUGCUGGUGGAACCCUAAAGGGAGGGCGAGCUUUGACGCGCAGGCAUCCACGUGCUCAACUGCAGCAGCUGAGAUCGAAGGAAGAGCCUUUAGCUGGGCAUCCUGCGGUGAGGCAGCAGGAUCGGCCGGUGGCAGCUCGAUGAUCUCUCAAGAAACUCAUGAGGUCCAACACUCUGACGUUUGCCCCUCUUUGAUCAUCGAUUCAACCACGCCAAGCUUCAGCCUCUCGUCUUCCUCCAUGAGUUGGACUAAAUCCUUACUGAAUAGUGUAAGACCUGAAGGCAGUUUCCAUGCCAUGCUCCAAGAGGAUCCUGGUUCAAGACCUUGUAUCAGGCAACACCCACCUGUUGAUUCAAAUCAAGUUCAUACAGGCGCUGAAAGUUCGAUAGCUAAUCCAUUCAGUGACAUCGACCACACUUGCUUCUUAGAUCAUCAUCAUCAUCAUCAUCAUCAUCAUUUCAGCUCCGGUAAAGAGUUCAGCGAUGUUGGUGUUGCCAGUUAUCACUUUCCGGCCUCCUAUGGAUACUCAUCAGUGAUGUCGCAAGACGAAUCAGGCAUUCAUGACAGUGGAGUGAUGAAUCGCUACCAGUCUCCAUUGGUUGCCUAUCAAGGAAGCUCGAAUGAACAAAGGCAACCUUCGUGGGCUAAAUUCUCUCAGCUGCUAAAAUCCCCACUUUCUAAACAACAGUCGCAGUUCACUAACAACACUCUCUUCUGGAACGCUUCCGCUGCUGCCUCGGUUGGUGAUGUGAAGUCGAUCUUGUGUUCUCCAACACCUUCGCAAUUUGUCAUGCAGCCACAAACUACGUGCGGUAAUCUCGCUGCCUGUAGGAUAAGUCCAGGAGGAGUUCAGGACUCAUGUUCUUCCUCCACCAAGAAAACCGGAAGCGAGUCUGCAGUCAAAAAGCCCCGGAUAGAAACACCUUCGCCAUUGCCAACCUUUAAGGUGAGAAAGGAGAAAUUAGGGGACAGAAUCACUGCUCUACAGCAGCUAGUUUCGCCUUUUGGAAAGACUGACACUGCAUCGGUUCUCCAAGAAGCCAUCGAAUACAUUAAGUUCCUUCAUGAUCAAGUCGGUGUUCUAAGCAGUCCAUACUUGAAAGAUGGACAUCCCAUGCAACACCAGAUAUCGAGCAAGUCCAAGGAUUGCGAUGAAACGAAGCAAGACCUCAGAAGCCGAGGACUGUGUUUGGUUCCUAUCACAAGCACGUACCUGGUGGCAAGCGAGACCACAGCAGACUUCUGGCACCCUACAUUUGGAGGAAGCUUCAGAUAGAGAGGAGUACAGGGUGCUGAGGAUUGUUACGAUGAAACAUCACUACCAGCCAUAAAGUUUCAGAAUGUCAGGCAAAGAAAGACAGGGACUUGUAUAUGAGGAGGAAAUUAAGAAACAAGGAUUGUAUGUUCUUUCCGAACUUUUAUCAAACAGGAAGGAAAUUAAGAAGAAGAAUUACUUGGUAAUAAAAGCAUGGAUGGGGAGAGUACAAAGAAAAGACGGACAUCGGGAUAACUGCAGGAGAAAUGGACGCUGGCCACACUCAGGGAGAGAGAGAGAGAGAGCUCUGGAAGUAAUAAUUAUAGCAAUUAUGUAUUACAUAAAGGUGGCCAAAGUGUAAGAACAGGCGCAACAUUUAACAGAAGGGAACAAGGAAAGGUGACUGGCAAGAGGAUGGUGGCUCUUGUUGUUGUUCCUUGUGUUCAUAAGUGGAUGCCACCAGCCAGCCAAUUCAUACCUCCUCUUUUUCUUAUGAUAAAGAAGUUUAUUUU